Nerophis ophidion (straightnose pipefish) is the source of this 1625-nucleotide messenger RNA. RefSeq names its product 2-oxoglutarate and iron-dependent oxygenase domain containing 1 (gene ogfod1). The record is from RefSeq and is a predicted model, not a curated record. Gene Ontology annotation, biological process: peptidyl-proline hydroxylation; regulation of translational termination. The transcript has 13 exons. The coding region runs from base 13 to 1602 and encodes 529 amino acids. Gene Ontology annotation, molecular function: L-ascorbic acid binding; peptidyl-proline dioxygenase activity; iron ion binding. Gene Ontology annotation, cellular component: cytoplasm. Lineage: Eukaryota; Metazoa; Chordata; Actinopteri; Syngnathiformes; Syngnathidae.
CCAGUCGAGCUCAUGAACGCCAUCAUGGCCUCUAAAAGGAAGCAGGAUUACUCUAUAAAGUCCAACAAGAAGAAAAACAAGACAAAUAAUUGUGAAACAAUAGCAGAACUGUGCCUUGUUGUUAGAGACGAGAACGUGAGAAGGACAGUGAAGGAGGCGUGGAACCAGAAGUCCCAAUAUACCCACGGUGAUUUGGAAUUAGACCGUCAACCUUUUCGUCACUGCGUCAUCAAAAACUUCAUCUGCGGUGAGAAUUUUUUGAAGAACCUGCAGAGAGAACUGCUCACACUCAAUUUUCACACCAAGUCCAACGAUCUAUACAAAUUUAAACAGUCUGAUGACUUGAGAAAAAGAACGGAGCCACACAUCUCAGGGAUAAGGUCAGCACUGUUUGGACAAUUCCGGCUAUGGCUUGAAGAAGUUCUGGGGGUCAAAUUGGAGCCCACUGUGGAUAUUUCUUGUGCCAAAUAUGAAUACACAGAUGUGCUUUUGUGUCACGAUGAUGAACUGGAAGGGAGGCGUGUUGCUUUCAUUCUCUACCUUGUACCUCAAUGGCAGAGCAGCGAUGGGGGAUCCCUUGAUCUUUACACAACAGACCGUCAUUACCAACCACUGAGUGUUGCCAAAUCACUUGUGCCUUCUUGGAACACACUCGUACUUUUUGAAGUGUCUCCAGUCUCCUUUCAUCAAGUGUCUGAGGUUUUGUCAGAGGACAAAUGUCGUCUAUCUAUCAGUGGCUGGUUUCACGGUCCAUCACUGGAACGUCCUCCCCGCCACGUAGAACCUCCCAUCACAAGGAGUCCACACUUACCAAGAGACGAGACAGUGCUGCUAGAGUGGGUAAAUCCCAUCUACUUGGAUAUUUCCCACCAGGAGCACAUUCAAGGAGAGUUUGAGGACACUUCGGAAAUCCAGCUUAAAGAUUUUCUCAGGAAAGAGAAAUACAGCCAGGUGAGUGAUGCCCUAAAGCUCGCGCAGAUUCAGUGGACGAGGAAAGGCCCUGCCAAUAAGAGAUGCUAUGAAACGGCCUGUCUGGACACCUUGCCUCAAUGUGUGAGUGCUUGUUGGGAGCUGCUUCGUUCAGAGUCCUUCUUCCUGCUCCUCUCCAACUUUACAGGCCUUCGAUUGCAUUACUUGUGCCCAGCUGAUUAUGAUGAUGAUGAUAAGGGUGAUAAUGAAAAUAAAGAUGAAGAGAAAAAGAAAAGCAACGUAAUGAAUGAAGAAGCCACAGGCUCUUCAGAUGAAACAGCAGAUAAAAGCAAAGAGCCAAGCACACCCCAUUGUAGCGGUGAAGUGCGACGAUGGUCCCAUGGCAGCUACACUUUACUGCACGAUGGAGAGGCAACACAAACAGAAUACGCACUGGACCUCAUCUUGCCUUUCAGCUGUGCAGGUUGGCAGUCAGAGUGUGGAGGCUUCACUUGUUACGUUGCAAAUGAAGAGGAUGAGGAGCUGCUGACGGUCAAUCCAGAAGAUAAUUCCCUCGCUCUAGUCUACAGAGACAAGGAAACCCUGAAAUUUGUCAAACAUGUCAACCAGAAAAGCAACAGGGGUUGUUCUGGCAGAGUACUGUAUGACUUCUCCUUUGUGUAUUAUGAAUAAACAUUCAUAUUGACCUUCCAAAA